Anarrhichthys ocellatus (wolf-eel) is the source of this 2144-nucleotide messenger RNA. It is a transcript of the gene tpst1l, whose product is annotated as tyrosylprotein sulfotransferase 1, like. The record is from RefSeq and is a predicted model, not a curated record. Gene Ontology annotation, cellular component: Golgi apparatus. The transcript has 6 exons. Gene Ontology annotation, biological process: peptidyl-tyrosine sulfation. Lineage: Eukaryota; Metazoa; Chordata; Actinopteri; Perciformes; Anarhichadidae. The coding region runs from base 525 to 1583 and encodes 352 amino acids. Gene Ontology annotation, molecular function: protein-tyrosine sulfotransferase activity.
GGUAGAUACAGCUCGACUUCUCAGGGAGCAAAGUUACAUUGUGAGCAGCGCGUUGUGUAACACUGUGUCUUCUGAAGACACUCAACAGAUAGAUCCUCCACAUACUCGAUGACACGGAUGUGGAUAUAGGAGCUGCUGGUUUCACCUUUUUUUUUGGAUCAAGGUUCGUGCGUUGUUCUUGUUUUCUUCUUCUCCGGAUUUCGUCAGUUUCACAGACGCUGGUAGGAACGAUGGAUAAGAGACGUGGCUGGCAGCGCAGCGCAGCAGGCCUAAAGCCUGCUCUCGGACAACAGGGCUGAGGAGCUGAGGAGCUGCAGAGGUGUGAGGAGUUUCCCCGAGGACACAAUCCACCCUCCUGGCCUUCCUCAGCAUCCCCUCAGCUGUUUUUCUCGCGUCCAUCCUCAUCAUCGUGGCUAAAUCUUCAACUGAGCUUUGCUGACAUUUAAGCUGCAUUCACUUCUGAUUCCAGCCCGCCUCCUCAGGUGCCCCUGAACAUCUUUUUAUGUCCUCCUGAAUCUGAAACCAUGAGGAACACCAGAUCGAGCCUGCUGCUGGGCUGCAUGCUCCUCUGCUCUGCCUCCCUGAUCUACCUGGGCAUGAGCAGGAUGGAUUGCCCCCCAAAAAGCCAUCGGUACCGGUGGAUGGAGCUCAACAUGGGCUCGGCCAAUCAGAGCUCAUCCCUGAACGAACACUUCCCCGAAGACACGCCCCUCAUCUUCAUCGGAGGCUUCCCCAGGAGCGGCACCACGCUGAUGCGCGUCAUGCUGGAUGCCCACAAUGCCGUUCGGUGCGGGGAAGAGACCCGGGUGAUCCCCCGCCUCCUGGCCAUGCGGGCCACCUGGAGCCGCUCGGUGAAGGAGAGGAUACGACUGGACGAGGCCGGCGUCACUGACCAGGUGUUGGACUCGGCCGUGCGAGCGUUCCUGUUAGAGGUGAUAGUCGGCCACGGGGAGCCUGCACCUCGCCUUUGCAACAAGGACCCGUUCGCCUUGAAGUCUCUCUCGUAUCUGUCGCGCAUUUUCCCGAAAGGCAAAUUUGUGCUCAUGCUACGAGACGGACGGGCAACCGUCCACUCCAUGAUAUCACGCAAGGUGACCAUCUCUGGCUUUGACCUGACCAGCUACAGGGACUGUCUGACCAAGUGGAGCAGCGCGGUGGAGACCAUGUUCAGCCAGUGCCAGGCCGCCGGGGAGUCCAGAUGUCUGCCCGUCCGCUACGAGCAGCUCGUCCUCCACACAGAGGAGGAAAUGAGGAAGUUGCUUCACUUCCUGGAGCUGCAGUGGGACCCGUCAGUGUUGCACCACGAAGAGCUGAUUGGAAAGGCUGGUGGCGUGUCUCUGUCCAAGGUUGAACGCUCCACAGACCAGGUGAUGAAGCCGGUGAACACAGACGCCCUCUCCAAGUGGGUCGGUCACAUUCCCUCUGACGUGAUAAGCGACAUGGCUGAAAUCGCCCCCAUGCUGGCUCGCCUGGGCUACGACCCCAACGCCAACCCGCCCGACUACACGAGAGGGGAGACCGUGGUGUCUUUGUUCAACGACUCACAGAAUUUGAAAUCAGCAGAGACUCCACACCCCAGUUAAACGAAAAAGGAAAUUUCAGCUUCGGUGCUCCACGAUAAUGAUGCACCUUAAAGACAGACUUCCAGUUCAGCAGUAAUUACACCUCACAGGAAAUUUUUUAAAGUGUCCCAUGUGUAUUUUUGGAUCGUUUGUAAGACUAAUGUGCGGUGUUGGUGUCUGAACACGGUAGAGAGACUCAUCAAGUGGUUUGAGUUUUAUAUCUUGUGUGGACUACCUGCUCCAGAAGGUUUCUCCAACAUUUCCUCCCAAGGUGAACCGACAGUAUUACACUGCACUAUGAUGCUUCCUCUCCUCUCGUACCUGACGCUAUUUCUACAUGUCUGUAAAGUUCUAUGAUUCAGCACAAAUGUGACUGUGACUUUAGACUAAUCUUUGACGUACUGAGAUUUCAGUCAGGGUUUGUGAAGCAUAAUGACUGUAUAUUUUUGAAGAUGUAUUUUUAUUUUCUUAAUAAAUUAUUUUGGUGUUGACCAUUCAUUCAGGAAUCUAAAGUUGUUUAUUCUGAAUUGAGGGUUUUUUAUUGUUGUAUAUUGUUGAUCAUGAAUAAAAAUAGUCUAAAUG